Messenger RNA from Bolinopsis microptera, 4747 nucleotides. Its product is annotated as sec1 family domain-containing protein 1-like. Gene Ontology annotation, biological process: endoplasmic reticulum to Golgi vesicle-mediated transport; intracellular protein transport. Gene Ontology annotation, molecular function: syntaxin binding. The record is from RefSeq and is a predicted model, not a curated record. The transcript is spliced from 8 exons. NCBI's taxonomy places the organism in Eukaryota, Metazoa, Ctenophora, Tentaculata, Lobata, Bolinopsidae. Bases 1499 to 3313 code for a protein of 604 amino acids. Gene Ontology annotation, cellular component: cytosol; Golgi membrane.
AGUGAAAGGUUACGAAUGGACGUUUUUGCAGAAAAACGUGGAUUUUGGAGAACGAGGUAGGUGGGUUUAAAUAUGUCGUCAGUCCUUCCUUCCUUCCUUCCGUUAGUUACCAUGUCAACUAGCGCUCAGUGCAGCGCGCAAGUAUUGCUUGCGGAGAUGUAAUGUAUACAUAGCUAAUGAAUGCGCGGCGCGAGUGUAUUUUAAUGUAUACUUAUUAGGUAAUAACUUAAUAAGCCCAAUUUGUACGUGGCAUGCGUAGUAUAAUAAGAUAAUAGUGUACUGAUAUGAUGUGUAUCAAUAUUAUUACUGUGAAGUGAGCUGAUUAGAGCCUAUUUUUAUAGUUAUAGUGAAUGGAAAUCUAGCGUCCGCCAAAACGAAACAACGGGCGCAAUUCUUGUUACUUUUAAAUAGGGUAAUUGUGAUAUUAUCUAUAUAUUGUUUGAAUACAACAAACAAGAUACAAGGGCAGGUCUCUCCCGAACGUUGGGAUGGCCUGAGGUGCUUAUCUCCUUUUCAGUAACCCUAAGCCACUCUAUGCCUAGGCACUAUACUAGCUGUAGGGGGGUUAGUCCUAUGAGACAGAGAGUGUGUAUCACCAGCCGAAGCUGUACCAAAUCACAGCUUGGUAACUGGCCGACUUGCAUCCGACCGGAUUUGAACUCGGGUCUUCUGCUUGGGAGUUGGGAGGCGAUCGUGUUACCACUACACCACCCGGCCGACUACUAUCUAUUAUACUACAUGAAACGGUAUAUAUAAUAGAGAGGUUCACUUUAUCCCAAUCCUCACUAUCUGCAGCCUUCCAAGUAACAUGUCAAGCGUCUUAUACAUUAUAUUUGAUUGACGAUGUCGCAGAGCAAUGAUCUUGUCUUCAAUGCGAAGCAAGAAUGAUUGUUCGCUCGGCACGUCAAAGCGGCAAAGUCCUCCAAACAUUAUAUGAGCCAUUUGGGCCAUAAAAAUAUAUAUCAUAUUAUCACUUAUAUAAUAGACAGUGCAGAAGUCAUACUGAAGAAUAUUCAUUGAAUAAGUAUUUCAUAUUUACAGUAAAACAAAAUCUUUUGACAGGACCCCUCCCAUGUAACCAUCAAUCACAGAUUUCCUGAUCAUUCAGCUGAUUAGAUUUGAGAAGUUUGCAUACAAGUCCUUACCGCAUCCUCUGGGAAUGAUGACAUAAACUGGUCUUGGACCAGUUACAACCUACCAAUUAAGAGUCCCUUUAAGCAACCACUGCACCAACAAAGCCCUUAAGCUACCUAAAACAAUUGUAAACUUCUAAUAUGUUUGCCAUAGGUUCACGAGAAGCUCUGACCAAUUGCAAGAUAGAAAAGUGAAACAUAAUUAAGCUCAAUUUCACCAUACACAGGGUGGAAAAAUGUUAUCCUCUGAUCCUCUGAACACACAAAUGAAUUUAGUGAUAAUAUUACGACGUUUUUGGAUAAAAAACUCACUCAGAUUCUCAAUUAAACAGAACUCCUUAAAAAACUGAACAAUUUCAGGAAAAAUGGCCGCUGAUGUCCGUGCAAGACAGAUUGAUGCAGUGAAACACAUGCUCAACCUGAACUCUCCCAAAUCAAACAGCACAUGGAAAAUCCUUGUGUUUGAUGAGUAUGGUCGAGAUAUAAUUGCCCCGCUUCUAACAGUAAAGGAGCUAAGGGAAUGUGGGGUUACUCUAAACCUGCUUGUAGCAGACAAACGAGACCCAAUCCCCGAUGUCCCAGUUGUGUACUUUGUGAUGCCCACAAAACAGAACAUUGAUCUGAUCAGUCAGGACUGCAAAAAUCAGAUGUAUGAGAAAUUUUACAUCAAUUUCAUCACAGCUGUUUCUCGGCAGUUGUUGGAGGACUUAGCUCAGGCCACUAUUGAGAGUGACACAGUGGCAAGAGUUGAGAAGAUUUUUGAUCAAUAUCUUAGUUUUUGUAUGCUGGAGCAGAAUUUGUUUACUGUUUCAGCCUACGAUGCAGAAGCUUGCAGCUAUUAUGCUUUGAACAGACCUGAUGCUAAAGAUUCAGAUAUAGAAAAUUGUAUCAAUGCAAUUACUGAUUCAGUUUUUUCACUGUUUGUCACUCUUCGAGAGCUGCCUGUGAUAAGGUGUCCUAAGGGUAAUGCAGCAGAAAUAGUUGCUGAACGGUUAGAGAAGAAAAUGAGGGAUGCUAGAAGAGAUCCUAAAUCAGAACUGUUUAAAGACCAAGCAAUAACAAGUUUCCAGCGGCCCUUGCUGAUACUCUUAGAUCGAAACAUGGACAUCUGUUCUACCUUACAUCACACAUGGACAUACCAAGCCCUGAUACAUGACUUGUUUAAUUUGUACUUGAACCGUUGUAAGGUUGAGGUGGAGGAGAAAGUUAAAAACUAUGAUCUGGGACCAGAUGACUCGUUCUGGGCGAAAAAUAAAGGGAAGCCGUUUCCGGAAGUAGCUGAUGCAGUGCAUGUGGAGCUAGAAGCUUGCAGAGCUGCAGAGCAGGAGAUUAAGAGGCUGAAAGAUGUUAUGGGAGGCGGUGAUGAGAAUGCUAACGAUCAGAUAGCUAACACUGUGUCUUCUUUGCCAGAGUUGAUGGAGCGGAAGAAAAGAGUAGAUAUGCACAUCAACAUAGCAACCGCUCUGUCGGACUGUAUACGAUCCAGGAACCUCGACAAGUUCUUUGAAGUAGAGGAGAAGAUCAUGACAAAAACAACUCUCGAGGAAAGUGUCCUUGAUACGCUGAAGAACCCAAACGUAGGAACAGCAGAGGACAAACUGAGACUAUUUGUAAUUUACUACCUAAGUACCUCUGAUCUUCCUGACAACGAGUUACAGCAGUAUAUCGAUACUCUUCAGGAAGCAGGGUGUGACACGUCGUGUAUCGAGUACCUGGCCAAGCUGAAGAGUGUAUCCUCGCUAAGUGCCCCUCCUCAGCCAAAACUAACGUCAUCAACUGGAGGUUACAGCAGCAUGUCCAACAUGUUCAAGUACGUCAAGAAUUCCUCCAAGUUCAUGAUGGAAGGAGUAAAGAGUCUGGUGGUGGGACACAGGAAACUGCCCGUAACCCGGACUGUGGACUGUCUCUCCGAGCUGAAGCAGACUCCGGAGACUGAUAGUUUCCUGGCGCUGGAUCCUAAGAUAUAUAGGAAGAGUGAGAACCUUCUGCCGGCCCUCAAGAACACUUUUAACGAUGUUUACGUAUUCGUGGUGGGCGGUGGUAGUUACGUUGAAUACCAAAACCUCAUGACGUACGCAGAACAACAUCCCGACAAACGUAUCGUGUACGGCAGCUCGGAGAUGAUGGACAGCAGCAACUUUCUGGAGCAACUGACUAAGUUGGGCGGCGCCAGCAGUUAAAGUUGGCAUUAGACUGAUAUUUUGACGUGAUGGUUUGUGGGGAGAUGAUGCACGUGGAUCUGUGGACUUUUUAGUCGCGUUACAUGAUGGAGAGAUUUAGGUUCAAACGUUUAGCAGUUUGUGGACACGUACUCUGAUUUUUGUUUCAGAAUACUGGGGUGCAGUCCCCAACUGAGUAUGAUUUUGGUUGAUGGCGGAAGUGUUGCCGAGAGCGAGGAUAUUACGGUUUUUCAGUGACUGAAUACUUCAUCAGCGAUUUAUUUGAUUUAAUAUGUUGUUUAGCUAAGGAUAAAGGAUGUUAUCGUGAUUCAAUAAUGAUUAUUUUGUCCUAGUAAUUAGUAUUGUUCGAUUAUAUCAUCUUUCUAUAAACACUGUAUUUUUGAAGGUACAUUUUUAAGGUUCUAAAAUAACUCUAAGUUGAUUAGUUAGUUACCAUCCAUUAAAAUACACAAGUUUGUGCACAUUUAAGUUCGACUCAACUUAAUUCCUCUUAUGCUUGGGUGAAUAAUGUGCUGGUAACAUAAUUCUAUAUUUAUUAGAUAUGGCGAAUAAUUAACAAUUAAGAUAUGUCCAAUCAGAUUCCGCUGGCUGUUUUGUUAUUUUAUGAUCGAAUAGUUGGUUUUUUACCAUAAGUAAAUCGAGACUCUUACCACUUAAAGAUUUAUCAGCAACAUUUUUGAAGAAAUUUGUAAAUUCUUUAAUUGUAAGAUAGUGCAUGAUUGUCAUUUAUUUCUUUGACAGGGUGAUAAUAUGGUAAUUUGAAUUUUGAAAUAAUUUGCUGCCUUGUUUGAAUCGUGGAAUUGCGAUUGCUUCCAAUUAUGACUUUUCAUUUCUCCGAUACGAUACAAAUUGUAAGAUAAUAUCCCUUAAAGUUCCCAUAAAAGUUCUUUUAUCUGCUACCAAAACCAACGGAGAGAUUUUAUAGCGGUUUAAGGUUUGGAGUUUCUGUGGAGCGAGAUCAUUUUUUGCCAUCGAUAAGAUUAUAGAAAAUUUAGGACACCAUAUUACUGAAAGUCAUGUGUUAUUUCGCCCUGGAUAAAUCUCUUGAAUUUAAGGUAAUCUUAAACAACGCCCCACUUACUCAUCUUAAGGUAAUUUAUCAUUAAAUAAAUAUUUUACAUAUUAAUCCGGCUUCAUUAUCAAAAUAUCAAAAUGUUUGGGGACUAUAAUUUUCUGUAUAACGUUCAAUUUAAUGGCAGACCAUUAACUUAAGAGGAUAACAUGUUAAAGAUAAGAAGAAUUAAAACAUUUUAGUUUUGAUGUAUAAAAAUCAAUGGAACUUAGAAUAACAUUACCACAAUGAUAAAUCUGAUUCACGAAAUUGAGAAAUUGAAUUUACAGUAAAAUUAAAACCAAAACUAGAACUCCACAAACAUUUAAAGAACUUAACACUACAGCUCCGUUAUUUUUUCGGCAACUUUCUACCGUUAGUAG